Messenger RNA from Babesia sp. Xinjiang, 2856 nucleotides. RefSeq names its product Ribosome biogenesis protein bms1 (gene bms1). Gene Ontology annotation, cellular component: 90S preribosome; nucleus. The record is from RefSeq and is a predicted model, not a curated record. The coding region runs from base 1 to 2856 and encodes 951 amino acids. The transcript has a single exon. Gene Ontology annotation, biological process: ribosome biogenesis; maturation of SSU-rRNA from tricistronic rRNA transcript (SSU-rRNA, 5.8S rRNA, LSU-rRNA); endonucleolytic cleavage of tricistronic rRNA transcript (SSU-rRNA, 5.8S rRNA, LSU-rRNA). NCBI's taxonomy places the organism in Eukaryota, Apicomplexa, Aconoidasida, Piroplasmida, Babesiidae. Gene Ontology annotation, molecular function: U3 snoRNA binding; GTP binding; GTPase activity.
AUGGAUGCUGUAUUUGUUGAUUCUUCUCAGCGUGCUCACAAGCGUAGCAACUCGCGUAUAAAGGAGUCUAAGAAGAAGCGUAAGGAUUUGCAGCGCAAAGGUAUCACUGAGAAGCAGAAGCGUCAUAACCCCAAAGCUUUUAGCUUCAGUGGUGGUCGCCACGCUGUUCAUCGAAGGGUGCAGCACGCCAGUGAGGUUGCUGAGAAGCGUUUACGUCGUCCUCGUAUAUUUAAAUCUGCCGAGGUACCGCCGCCGUUUGUAGUGGUUGUACAGGGCCCAUCUGGCGUUGGUAAAUCUACAUUGAUCCAAUCUUUAGUGAAGCAUUAUGCGAAGCGUAGUGUUUCUGAUAUAAAGGGUCCCAUAACCUUGGUAUCUUCUAAGUCUCGUCGCAUAACCCUUAUAGAGUGUGGUAACUCAAUGUCAGAUAUGUUAGACUGUUGUAAGGUUGCUGAUCUUGUGCUUGUGAUGAUCGACGGUAGUGUUGGUUACGAGUUGGAGACUUUGGAGUUUCUGAAUAUAAUGCAGACCCAUGGUUUUCCCCGUGUAGCGGCUGUUGUGACCCAUUUGGAGUCCUUUCCUGACAACAGUACGUUGCGUAAGGCUAAGAAGCGGCUAAAGAGUCGUUUUUGGUCCGAGAUUUACGACGGCGCCAAGAUGGUUUAUCUGAACGGUUUGAAGUAUGGUCGUUACAAGAAUACUGAGGUAUUGAAUGUGGCGCGCGUGAUCGCAUCACAGAAGCCUGCAAGUAUUUCCUGGCGCCAAACUCAUUUUUAUUGUGUCUGUUUACGUCACGAGGUGUUGGGUCCUGAGCCUUGUACUAACGAUGAUGCUGCUUUAUUAGAUUCUGAUAAAUCUGUAUCUAAUGAAGGAUCUGAAACUAAGGUCCGUGCCGCUUUUUAUGGUUAUGUAUAUGGUUCGCGUAUCGUUGGUCAUCAGGCUUUUCAUAUCCCUGGUGCUGGUGAUUUUAUUCCUGAAUCUAUUACCAAUAUGCAGGACCCGUGUCCUGUGCAGACAGAGGGUCGUACUCUCAAAGAUAAGAACCGGAAUAUUUAUGCACCAGAGUGUGAUGUUGGUAAUGUGAUGCUUGAUGAUGACGCUAUGUAUAUAGAGUUAUCCCGUGCGAAGGAGCAUUUUACUGAGACGCCCGGUGAGGAGCCUAUCCACUCAGAAUCGGUAAAGAUGGUGCGUGAGCUUCAGAAAAAGGAUGAUGCUUUGAGGUCUCAGUUAAGUUCAUAUAAGUUUCGUACGUUGGAUAAUUCAGAUUCACCUGAAGAGUUGGCUUCUGAUGGUAAUAUGGAUAAUGUGACGGGUGGGUUUGUUGACGAAUAUUCUAGUGACAGUGAUAGUGCUGAUAGUAUUGUUGUGUCUGACAAUUCUGUGGAGGAUGAUACUGUUGAUAACUAUACUGACGAGAUUGCAUCUCGAGUGUAUGGUACUGCUCCUACGGUUGAUGCUGAUAUGUAUUUUGUAGAUUAUUCUAGGGUUGAGGAUGAUAAAUUUGAUGAUGAUUGGAGUGCUGGUGGUCUUUGUGAACUGCGUGCGUCAUGUUUUCAAAACUAUACUGAUGCUGAUGCUGAUGAUGGUAGUGGAACGGUUAUUGAUCCUAGUGCUCCUAUUGACCCUGAGAACGAGAAAUUGGUUCGUCUUGAGGAGAGUGAGCAGAAGCGUUUAUAUAACGAAGCUUUAAGUUUAUCAUCUCUUGGUAACGUUGGUCAAUUUGUGCGUAUAACUGUUUGUGGUUUACCAGAUUCCUUUUUAAAGAAUCGUGUUUCUAACCGUGGUCAUCCAUUGAUAAUUGGUGGUUUACAACCUGGUGAGCAGUUGUCAGGUUAUAUGCAGUUGAAGUUGCGUAAGCAUCGUUGGGCUCCUCGUAUUUUGAAGACUAAUGACCCCUUAUUAUUUUCUAUCGGUUGGCGUCGUUUUCAAUCUUUGCCUGUGUACUGCAUGGACGAGCGCAACAACACUCGUAUUAAGAUGUUGAAGUAUACCCCUGAGCAUAUGCAUUGUCUCGCUAAUAUCUAUGGUCCGCUUGGUUCUCCUGGUAUCGGUGUUGUUGCUGUUAAGGAUUGGUCUCGUGUUCCUCAUUAUCGUAUAUCGGCUACAGGUGUGGUCGUUGGUACUAAUCAGGACUUUGUGAUAAAGAAGAAGUUGAAGGUUCAGGGUAACCCUUACAAGAUUUUGAAGAACACCGCUUUUAUAAAGGACAUGUUUACUUCAGAGCUUGAGGUUCUAAAGUGUGUUGGUUCUCGUGUUGUUACCGUUUCUGGUAUCCGUGGUGAGAUAAAGAAGCCUGUUGGUAAGAGUGGCAGUUUCCGUGCAACAUUUGAGGACAAGAUAUUGAUGUCAGACCUAGUGUUAUUAAAGGCUUAUGUGAAGGUUCCUACUAAGCGUUUCUUUAACCCUAUGGUUGACUGUGGUUCAUUUCGUCGUGUUCGUACUCUUUGUGAGUUACGUUCAGGUCCUGUUGUGAAAAGCGAUUCUGUUUAUGAGCCUAAAUCUUUAUUGAGUCGUCCUACUCGGAGGUUUAACCCAAUAAAGAUUCCUAAACAUAUUGUUAGUAGUUUGCCAUUUUCAUCUCGUCCUAAGGUCUAUGAGCGUGACCCUGCUCCGUUGACCAUUGGCAACUCUGUAUACGAGCGUUCAGUUGCUGCAUUAAUGCAGCGUCUGUUGACUAUUCGCAAGAGUCGUCUUGCUAAGGUUAAAUCUUCACGUGAUCUUCACGAAGCUGGGUUACGUCUUGAGAGUGCUAAGCGUGAAUCUGCAUCUCGUGAGCGUCUGAAGGGUUUGAAGAAAUUGCGUUAUAUGAAACGUAGCAAGACCGAGUCAGUUAAGCGUGCUAAGUUAUGUCUUGACUAG